This is a messenger RNA of Aphanomyces invadans, 2937 nucleotides long. RefSeq lists its product as hypothetical. Gene Ontology annotation, biological process: mitochondrial tRNA 3'-end processing. Gene Ontology annotation, cellular component: mitochondrion. The record is from RefSeq and is a predicted model, not a curated record. NCBI's taxonomy places the organism in Eukaryota, Oomycota, Saprolegniomycetes, Saprolegniales, Verrucalvaceae. The transcript is spliced from 7 exons. The coding region runs from base 1 to 2841 and encodes 946 amino acids. Gene Ontology annotation, molecular function: 3'-tRNA processing endoribonuclease activity.
AUGGACGUCGUUCCUCAUGCCCAUGAUGUCCAGGUGUCUUUGGAUGUGGUUGGGACUGGCUCCGACGGAACCGAGUCGUCUGUCGUGUUUAGCAUCAAGAAGCACGGCGUGUACAGUGACGAUGAGACUGUGGUGAAGCGGUAUAUGUUUAACUGCGGGGAGGGCACCCAGCGGCUGUGCAACGAGAACGGAUUGAAGCUGGGGUCGCUCACGUCCAUGUUCCUCACCCGACUCGAUCCACUGACGUGCAGUGGUAUUCCUGGGAUGAUCUUGGCGUUGGGUGGAUGUGGCACGCCAGACCUGAGCAUCGCCGGUCCAGGUGGCACACAUGCAUUUGUGACGUCAACCAAAAGUUUUGCUCGGCGAAACUACCCGGUUAUUACGUGCACAGAGGUCGACGUGAAAGCUCAGUCUCUCACUUCCUCACACAUCAACCACGCAACGGUCAACACCAACGACCCUAUCGUCGAGGACCGCCACGUGCGCAUUACCCCAUUGUCAAUGCGGCAAAAUCAAAGCGCGGCACGCCAUCCUGCGUCAUGUCGGCAGUGCCUUGGCGUUGCCAACCAACCAACAAACACCGAUCGAAGUUCUGCUCCAACCGUUGUGUCACGACCAGUAGUCGCCCAAGACCAACCGAUGCUGGAAUGGCUCAAGGCGUUCUACGAGGCAAAAGAUCCGUCCAAAGUGCCAUACGUCCAAGUAAUCCUCAACAAGUACCAAGGGCGACAGGACGACCUCAAGCGCAUGCUCGUCACCAAAUAUGGGCCAUUGGCGCCAGAGAGCAGCUCUGACGACUCCAGCGAAGAUGACGAGGAUGUUGAACCGCCCAGAGUAAACGAGGACAGCACCAGCAGCUCGAAGAACAGCACACCCAACGUCAACGUGCACUCAAAAGACGACAGCGACACGCCGCACACCAAAGAGGCGUCAACACCCACCUCGUCACCGUCCAGACACGCCACCGACGAACAACGUGCCAACGAUCUCGCUUCAUCGUCUUCGAGUGACGAAGAGAGCGAAGGUUUCGAGACCUGGCUGAGGCAUUUUUACACUCGUCACAACCCGAGUAUGGUACCACGUCUGCAGUCAGUCCUGCAUAUGUACGCCGGUCGCGAAGACCAACUCAAAGCCAUGCUUCAACAGAAAUACGUGUCAGCAAAGCGGCCACUUGACGACGACGAAGCUUCCACCACCACUGUCAGAGGAGAUGGCCCCGACACAAAAAAGACGAAGUCGGACCGGAUCGACUGCAUGACCGACGUUUACGUGACACCGCCGGCAGCGCCUCGACCGUCCACCAUUCAGCACGAUCAAAUCCUUUGCUAUAUUCUUGAGUUCAAAGGCUCGCCAAACACCAUCGCAUGGGUCGUCGAUAUCCCCGACGAAUCGUGGCUCUCGCACGUCACAUCGCUGCUGUCGAGCUGCCCAGCCCAUCGUCCUGCCCUCGUCGUUCACAUGACGCCCUCCUCCCUGGCCACGCAACCGACUUACGUCUCGUGGGUGAAAGACCACACGUCCUCAGCCACACGACACCUCGUCUUCGAUGGCCAGCUGCUCGACGAGUUCGACCACGGCGCGUGUGGCUUCACCUUCGUGGCAUCAGCUCACCUGCGCUUGCAGUUGCACGCGGCAUCUUCGUCCUUGUUUCCCUUGUCCCGACCGUUCCACGCGCUUGCCACGUCUACGUCAGCCCACCACUCUCGCCUUGUCAUUCGUGCUGGCGAUGGGACUUCGUUCCACGUGGCGCAGCCAGGGCUAAUGUGCCAACUCACCGUCGCCAAAGCGAGGCAAAAGGUCGGGUUCCACCAUCGACAACCACCUUCCUCGCACUCGGUACCGCCACAGCCAUUUGAACCGCCAAAUGACCACAGCUAUGCACCCAAGUUGACGUUCCUUGGGACGGGCUCCGCCGCACCGUCCAAGCUACGAAACAGCAGCGCGAUCUACUUGGAGGAAACCGCAUCAACAGGGAUGUUGAUUGACUGCGGCGAAGGCACGUUUGGCCAGCUCUGGCGGCAGUUUGGCCCGUCGACGCCGUCCCGACUGUGUUCGCUAAAAUGCAUUUGGGUGUCACACAAACACGCCGACCACCACUGCGGCCUCCUUCGUGUAUUGCUCGAGCGCCAUCGCGCGUUCGCUCACUCACGCAUGCCAGUCGCGCCAAUCGUCAUAAUCGCCCCCGAUGCCGUGCUGGCGUACGUGGCACGCUGGCAGGCCGCGUGGCUGACAGGCGUUUCCAUGGUCUCGUGUACCGACUUCAACCAUCCCCAACACGCGCUCCGGCCCAUGGUCCUCCACCUCACGGGGUUCCUCAACAUGUGGAGUGUACCGGUGCACCAUUGCCACGACUCGUACGGGUUAGUGCUCGUCACUCGCGCCGGUAUGAAGUUGGUGUAUUCGGGUGAUACGAGGCCAUGCGACCGCCUCAUCCAUGAAGGGUUCCGUCCCCACGUCUUGAUCCACGAAGCCACAUUUGAAGACUCCAUGCACGACGAUGCCAUCAGGAAGAAACACAGCACCGUCGGGGAAGCUUUGAACGUCGGUCGCCGAAUGCAAGCGCACUUGGUUUUGCUCACCCACUUCAGCCAACGGUAUCCCAAACUGCCUCCUCGCCAAGCCACAGGCGGCGAAGGGUCGUGUGGGUUUGCAUUUGACGGGAUGCAAGUAAUCCUGGACGCCCCGGACCCCGAUCCAUACCACCCGCAGUACUUGCAACCAUCUUUGCCACCACCUGGAAGCGUUCACUCGAGGGACUCGAUCGAAGUCACACUUGCGAGCUUCAUGUCGGCUGUGCGAAACGAAGCCACGGCAGCCAUAGCGUCCCCCCCGUCUCCAUAACGUUGCCAAGUUGCUCGGUAGCUCCUUACGUCGUUGGAUGUGGAUCGGGCACAUCUCUGCGCCUAACUGUCGUCGUCAUCUUUCGUGGAUAUCCAC